Molecule: messenger RNA, 420 nt
Organism: Hibiscus syriacus
Lineage: Eukaryota; Viridiplantae; Streptophyta; Magnoliopsida; Malvales; Malvaceae
Product: serine carboxypeptidase-like 45
Exons: 3
Biological process (GO): proteolysis
Molecular function (GO): serine-type carboxypeptidase activity
Source: RefSeq, a predicted model, not a curated record
UGUGCUUUGCUUGUAGGGCACUAUAUCCCACAGCUAGCAGCGUUGUUGGUGGAGCACAACAAGAACCCUAACCACGAACCAGUCAACCUCGUAGCCAUUGCUAUUGGGAAUCCACUUUUGGAUCUGGACAUCAGUAUAUUGGCGGGCGACUACUUAUGGGGUCACGGUGCAAUAUCGGAUGAAACCCUGUUCUUGGAGAAGACAGUUUGCAAAGACUCCAAGUACAUGCACGAAUACGUUCAUUCAGGAUGGUCACAAGGAUGCAAUGAUGUGUUCAAUAGAGUUGCCGAUGAAGUGGGUGUAGAUGUUAAGUUCGAUGAUCUUCUCUUGCCGGAUUGCCCAUCAUCCAACCACGCCCAGCAAUUUAGGCUUAAAGGACUGCUUGGGAUGAUACAUUCGGCUGAGAACAAAGAAGGGUGA